CCCCUUUUCCCCAUCCCGGGUCCCGAUCCCGGUUCCUGGUCCCGGUCCCCGAUCCCGGUUCCUGAUCCCAUUCCCGGUCCCAUUCCUUGUCCCCGGUUCCCAUCCCCGGUUCCUGAUCCCGGUUCUCGAUCCCCUUUUCCCCAUCCCGGUUCCCAUUCUCGGUUCUUGAUCCCAUUCCCGAUCUCGGUCCCCGAUCCCGAUCCCAUUCCCGGUUCCCCAUUCCCGAUCCCCUUUUCCCGAUCCCGGUUCCCAUUCCCCGUUCCCAUUCCCGAUUCCCGAUCCCGUUCCCGAUCCCGGUCCCAUUCCCGGUUCCCCAUUCCCGAUCCCCUUUUCCCGAUCCCCUUUUCCCGGUCCCCUUUUCCCGAUCCCGGUUCCCAUUCCCGUUUCCCGGUCCCCAUUCCCGAUCCCGGUCCCCACUCCCGAUCCCGGUUCCCCAUUCCCGAUCCCGGUCCCCAUUCCCGAUCCCGGUCCCCUUUUCCCGAUCCCGGUCCCCACUCCCGUUUCCCAGUCCCCAUUCCCGUUUCCCGGUCCCCAUUCCCGGUUCCCGCUCCCGCUGCCGUUCCGUGUCGAUGCAUGCGGAGCUGCGGGGCCCGCCGGGCUCGGGCUCGGUGCCGGGGCUCGGUGCCGGUGUCGGUGUCGCUGCCGGACGGGCAGCCCGUGGUGCUGGGCCGGGGGCCGCUCACCGGAAUCACCGACAGAAAGUGCUCCCGAACGCAGGUGGAGGUCGUGGCCAACUAUGCUGAGGGGACCGCCCUGGUCACACAGCACGGAGUGAACCCCAGCUCGGUGGGGGGGGUCGAGCUGGGCCGGGGGGGCCGCGGGACCCUCCGUGCUGGGCAGAGCCUGUUCCUGGUGAACGGGAGGUACCCCCUGGAGCUGCACUUCGAGGGGUCCCCGAAACGCCCCCCAAAACGGCCCCCAGCCCCCCGAGGAGCCCCCGGCCAAAAGCUCAGCUCCCCCAAAACGGAGGGGGUGGGAAGAAGUUUGGGACCCUCCUGGUUUACACCCCCGGAGGUCCGGCCCAGCACGAAGAUCGCGGGGUUCGACCUGGACGGGACCCUCAUCACCCCCCUGGGGAAGGUUUUUCCCACCAGCCCCGACGACUGGAGGAUUUUGUACCUCGAGGUCCCCAAGAAGCUGAAGGAGCUGCAGAAUGAGGGGUUUAAGCUCGUGGUGUUCACCAACCAGCUGGGCAUCUCCCGGGGGCGGCUGCGCCCGGAGCUGUUCCGGGCCAAGGUGGAGGCGGUGACGCAGCACCUCGGGCUCCACCUGCAGGUGCUGGUGGCGACAGGGCCGGGGAUCUACAGGAAACCAGUGCUGGGAAUGUGGGACCACCUGUGCCAGAAGGCCAACGGGGACGUGACGGUGUCGGUGCCCGACAGCUUCUACGUGGGGGACGCCGCCGGGCGCCCCCCGAACUGGGCCCCAGGGCGGAAGAAAAAGGAUUUCUCCUGCAGUGACCGAGCGUUCGCGCUGAACGCGGGGCUGCGGUUCCUGACCCCCGAGGAGCUGUUCCUGGGCUGGGCCCCGGCGCCCUUCGAGCUGCCGCCCUUCGACCCCCGCCGUCUGGACACGGAAAACCCCCCGGUGCCAUCCCGGGACGAGCUGGUGUCGAACCGGCCAGAGGUGCUGGUGGCCGUCGGCUUCCCCGGCGCCGGCAAAUCCACCUUCGUGAAGCGGCACCUGGUCCCGGCGGGAUACGAGUACGUCAACAGGGACACGCUGGGCUCGUGGCAGCGCUGCGUCAACGCCUGCUCCGCCGCCCUGGCCAAGGGCCGGCCCGUCGUCAUCGACAACACCAACCCCGACCCCGAGUCGCGACAGAGGCCGGUUCGGUGGUCGUGCGCCCGGGAGGCGUCGGUGCCGUGUCGGUGCCUCCAGUUCACCGCCAGCCUGGAGCAGGCGCGGCACAACUGCCGGUUCCGGGAUAUGACGCAGAGCGGCCACGUCCCCGUCACCGACGCCGUCCUGUUCGGCUACAGGAAACACUUUGUGGCCCCCUCCCUCGCCGAGGGCUUCUCCCAAAUCCUCAAGAUCCCCUUCGUGCCGGAUUUUGGGGACCCCCCGGACCCCCAACGCCGGCGCCUCUUCUUCCAGUUCAGCGACGGAUGAGCCGCCCCCCGACCCCCCCAAUAAAGGCACUGCCCCAAAACUGCCCCAAAUUCCUCCAAA
Molecule: messenger RNA, 2172 nt
Organism: Myiozetetes cayanensis
Lineage: Eukaryota; Metazoa; Chordata; Aves; Passeriformes; Tyrannidae
Gene: PNKP
Product: polynucleotide kinase 3'-phosphatase
Biological process (GO): DNA repair
Cellular component (GO): nucleus
Molecular function (GO): double-stranded DNA binding; ATP-dependent polydeoxyribonucleotide 5'-hydroxyl-kinase activity; polynucleotide 3'-phosphatase activity
Source: RefSeq, a predicted model, not a curated record